AGAAAAAUUCUCUCUAUCUCCUUUUCUUCGCUUUUCUUUCUUGUUUAAUUCACUUUUAUUUUAUUUUUAACAUCAGACCCAAGCUCACCAAGUGUUAUUAUUAAGUCGAAUAUUGGUUGAAGAACAAUUUGUAUACAGUUACCAUUUAGAAGUGAAGCGAUAGUGCAAUUCCUGACUGAAUAUCUUCAACAACAAGGACAACAAGUGACUCAUUUAUUUUUUUCUACUUGACUGGACUCUUUUUUUUUCUCGCGUCUGUCUCUCAUUGUGGUGACGGUUUUAUCAAAUAUCUUUUCUAUGUGUUGGUCUUUCUCUCUCUUUCUUAUUUGUUUCUUCUCAAUUGGUUGAUAUCUUCCUUUUAUCCGUCACUCCCAUUACAAUGGUUUCCUCAAUACCUCUUUUUUACUUUGUGGGCCUCUCUCUCUCUCUCUCUCUCUCCCCUUCUGUCUCUUCUUCUGUCUCUCACUGGAAUUAUGCUUUCUGCAAGAUACUUUCCUACGUUAUUGGUCUUUGCCUUCUUUGUCUUCUCCCACUUGAUAUGGUGUUUCCCUAUUGUUGUUCUCUCCAAUGCUGUUAUUCCACUUCUUGUAUUUCUCUCUUUCUCCAACAAGAAGUCAACAAGUUCAGUUGCGCCUACACUCUACGUAACGUGUUUCUGGUUGUCCGUUUGGUCUUGGUUAUGAUUUAUUCAUCAAUAAUGCUGCAUGAUGUAUGACAAGGUAUCAAGAUUGUUCUCUAUACAAUAACGAUUAUGCAAACGUCUAGUGACAUAAUCAGCAUAUGUAAAAAAAAAAAAAAAAAAAAAAAAAAAAAGAA
This is a messenger RNA of Halteromyces radiatus, 816 nucleotides long. RefSeq lists its product as uncharacterized. NCBI's taxonomy places the organism in Eukaryota, Fungi, Mucoromycota, Mucoromycetes, Mucorales, Cunninghamellaceae. The transcript has 2 exons. The record is from RefSeq and is a predicted model, not a curated record. Bases 380 to 715 code for a protein of 111 amino acids.